Salvelinus sp. IW2-2015 is the source of this 5694-nucleotide messenger RNA. RefSeq names its product roquin-1. NCBI's taxonomy places the organism in Eukaryota, Metazoa, Chordata, Actinopteri, Salmoniformes, Salmonidae. The record is from RefSeq and is a predicted model, not a curated record. Gene Ontology annotation, cellular component: cytoplasmic stress granule. Gene Ontology annotation, biological process: ubiquitin-dependent protein catabolic process; nuclear-transcribed mRNA catabolic process, deadenylation-dependent decay; protein polyubiquitination. Gene Ontology annotation, molecular function: metal ion binding; ubiquitin protein ligase activity; RNA stem-loop binding.
GUUAUAGUUGCAAAACGUAUUGGAGAAAAUGGUUUCCGUUUGCAACAGACAAAACGUUUUGCAACAGAAUCAGAGUAAUGCAUACACCCCAGUUAACACCCUCGAACUGGUCUCAAACUUCGGUAGCAGCCAAGCUGCACAGUCGACAUGGCGACCGAUUUAAUAACGCAAUAUUUUCCUAAAGACAGAUAAAUCUUCCAAGUGUUUUGGAAUGAGAUUUGUCACGUGACAUGAUGCGCAUCCACGAUGUGUGACAACGUUUGAAGAACAAUUAAGUUCGGAAGAAAAAUCUUGAUUCCAGUGGAAUCUUCCAUAUAUUUUUUUCUUUGUAAAAAAAAAAAACUGUCCAGUGAUGCCUGUGCAAGCCCCACAAUGGACGGAGUUCCUGCUGUGUCCCAUCUGCACGCAGACGUUCGAGGAGACGGUGCGGCGGCCCAUCUCGCUGGGCUGUGGCCACACCGUCUGCAAGAUGUGCCUGAACAAGCUCCACCGCAAGGCCUGCCCCUUCGACCAGACAGCCAUCGCCACCGACAUCGAGCAGCUGCCGGUAAACACAGCCCUACUGCAGCUUGUGGGGGGACAGGUUCCCAAGGUUCAGCCGGUGGCCCUGAUCACCAGCCCAGAGGACUCGCAGCACUAUGAGGAGGCUAGGCAGUGUGUAGAGGAGCUGGCCCUCUACCUCAAACCCCUCAGCAACAACAGAGGGGUGGGUCUUAGCAGCACAGCCCAGAGCAUGCUGAGUCGGCCCAUGCAGAGGAAGCUGGUGACCCUGGUCCACUGCCAGCUGGUGGAGGAGGAGGGCCGGGUGCGGGCCAUGAGGGCAGCCAGGUCUCUGGGGGAGCGCACGGUCACAGAGCUCAUCCUACAGCACCAGAACCCCCAGCAAUUGUCAUCCAAUUUGUGGGCCGCCGUCCGGGCCCGGGGCUGCCAGUUCUUGGGCCCAGCCAUGCAGGAGGAGGCUCUGAAGCUGGUGCUGCUGGCUCUGGAGGAUGGCUUGGCCUUGUCCAGGAAGGUUCUGGUGCUGUUUGUGGUCCAGAGGUUAGAGCCACGCUUCCCCCAGGCCUCCAAGACCAGCAUAGGCCACGUGGUGCAGCUCCUCUACAGGGCCUCCUGCUUCAAGGUGACCAAGCGCGACGAGGACUCGUCCCUGAUGCAGCUGAAAGAGGAGUUCAGGACGUAUGAGGCACUGCGGCGCGAACACGACUCCCAGAUUGUGCAGAUCGCCAUGGAGGGUGGCCUCCGCAUCGCUCCCGACCAGUGGUCCUCCCUGCUCUAUGGGGACCAGUCCCACAAGUCCCACAUGCAGUCCAUCAUCGACAAGUUGCAAACGCCAGCGUCGUUUGCCCAGAGCGUUCAGGAGCUGACCAUCGCCUUGCAGAGGACGGGCGACCCCGCCAACCUUAACCAGCUCCGACCACACCUGGAACUACUGGCCAACAUCGACCCUAGCCCCGACGCCCCCCCUCCCACGUGGGAGCAGCUGGAGAAGGGUCUGGUGGCGGUGAAGACGGUGGUCCACGGCCUGGUGGACUUCAUCCAGAACCACAGCAAGAAGGGAGCCGACCCACAACAGCCUCCCCAGCACAGUAAAUACAAGACGUACAUGUGUCGGGACAUGAAGCAGAAGGGGGGCUGUCCCCGAGGAGCCAGCUGUACCUUCGCCCACUCUCAGGAGGAGCUGGAGAAGUACCGUAAGAUGAACAAGCGUUUGGCGGCUCGCCUCCCUGGCUCAUCCGGCCUGCUGUCGGAUGACUGUCUCCCUCUGGAUAUGGGGGUGACUCGGAAACCCUCGCCCCUCACCAACGGCUCAGCUGGACACCCCAUGCCCCAGCUCAUCACCCGCGGCACGGACGCCGUGACCUACGACCUGUUGUGCAAGCCCAAGAUGGACUGCGGGAGCAGCAGCUCCCCGGGAUCGCCCCCUGACUUUCUGGAUUCAGGGCCCAAACAAGGGUUCCUCCAGCCUCCCCUUGCCAUGGGCCACCCCAGGGGGCCAGGCGACCCCAUGCCCAAACAGAUGCCCGUAGGUGUGAUGCCCCGGGGGCCUCAGAUGUACCCCCAGCAGCUGCCUGACAUGUACUACUCCGACUCACGCCCAUUGCCCUCCGCCUCCCAGUACGAGCCUUCGCAGUACCCCCAAGGUUACCCCUACCAGCAGCCCCCCCAGUACUCCACCCAGCGCUACAUCCGAAACCUCCCUGCCCCCAGCGAGCCCGCUGGACCACCCUACCAGGACCCCUAUCCCGGCUAUGGCCCUCCUGAGCGCCCUUACUCAGCUCCCCACUCCGGCCCCCCCUACUCCUACCUUCCCCACUAUGACACCCGGGGCCGCCACGGCCCUUACCCUGGCCCCCAGCCAUACCCCCCGCAGAGGGACGACAUGGUCCGGAUGAGCCCUGCUCCCCUGGACAUGCCCCCUAACCACCACUACCAACAGGAGCAGGCGGCCAGGGAGAGGUACCCCCCAGAGGGGUACUACCCAACUGGGGCCCAGCCCCAAUCCAUGAGGUCCAACGUCAGGGAGCAGUACAGACGCUCCUCCCAGCCCAGCCUGGACUACCUGCACCACCGCCGCAAGGAGCUGAUGGCCCAACUAGAAGAGAGGAAGGUCAUCUCCCCACCACCCUUCGCUGCCUCCCCCACCCUGCCCCAAGCCUUCCCUAGUGACUACCCCCCAGAGUAUGGGGAGGAAAGCUCCAAAGCCUUUGGGAAGUGCAGGGAGUCGGACUACGCGGGCCAGUAUUCUCCCUGGUCCUGUGACACUAUCGGCUCCUAUAUUGUCACCAAGGACGCCAAGCCCAAAGACAUCAUGGCGCCCGGCGCCAUGGAGAUGAUGAAUGUGGAUGGUAAAGGUAUACGGGGGGAGCCCUCCAUGGAGGCCCAGUCCAGACGGGGAGCGGAGGUGAAGGACGACGACCCCAUCAUCCCCUUCGGCCCCCAGCCCACCGUGUCGCGCUUCGGGGCCAUCUCACGCACCUCCAAGACAGGCUACCAGACGACAGGCCCCGUGCAGGCCAUGGCCUCCGCCCAGGGACCCAAACACAUGGCCGCGGAGUUCUCCUAUGGGCACCACGGAGGCUGGGGCGGCGCCUCCUACCCCUCCCACCAGACUGGCUCCUCCUCUCAGGGACACUUCAGUGAAAAGCUGUCUAUGCCAGCUCAGGACAGAGAGCAUCUGAAGAUUGAGCUCCAACAGGUCAACCAGCAGAUCACCCAACAGACCCAGAUCCAUGGCAUGGAGAGGGAGGUCAGUGCCCUGGCGGCACAGCCCUCCCAACCAUGUCAGAACCAGGGCCAGCAGGGGAAGUGGCCCGGUCCAGCGGGGGUUUCCAGCAACGCUGCCUUGGUGUCCAGCGAACAGCUCAGCAUGGAGCUGCACCAGGUGGAGAGGGAGAUUGGCAAGAGGACCUGCCGGGUGGCCAUGGACAGCCAGGUGGCUCAUGAAGUCCAGUACAAGAUGAAGGCUGCACAGAAUGGCCAGCAGGACCACAAGACCCAGCUGGAGGAGAUUGCUCUGGCCCUCGGUGAGGUAUCUAAUGGCUCCAGCGGUCUAGGUCAGGAUGGUGGUGUGGGCGGAGCCAUGUUGUCACUGACCAAUAAAGCGUCUUCGCUCAGCCUGUGUACUGAGCCGGGGCCCGGAGUCUCAGAGCUGCAGAAGAACGGUGUGGUCCAUUCCUGCUCCUAGACCACACACACACACAACACCUACUCAGACACUGUGGUGUAAAACAUACAGACAGAAGAUGAGCAGUAUCUGCUGUGAUAGGAGUUUCUUUCUUUUUUUGUUCUGUGAAUGAGCUUUUUUUUUUUACUUUCAUUGCCUGGAAACCAGGGCAUUUGAUAACAUUUAUUUUUUUGUUUUCUUUUCUCUUACUGGGACGAUAAAACAAGCCUCUCAAAGUAAUGGAAAAGCAGAUGAUGAUGAUGAUGAUGAUAAUUGUUCAGAGGGCUAUCCCCCUACAUAGACAUCACAUACCAAGACCCAUUGUAGAUCGAUCGGUAGAGUAUUUCUCAAUUCUCCCCYUCUAUGUCUUUGUUCCCAUUASGAGGCACAUUAAGGGUAAGCAGCUUGCAGGGACCUUAAGACCCCAAAUACUAAAUCAAGUUAUGCUCAUAUGUCCUACAUAACGGUAUCAUAAGUCUUGGUGUUUAUGACAGUUAUGUCAGCGGUCGUACGCAUCACAUAAGUAUCUGUUAUAAUCCAUUAUAGCCUGAUAUGACAGUUGUUGAUAGUUUCCAAUACMUUUGACAGCUUACGAAGGCAAUUAUAACAAAUUAUAGUCAGUAUAGUAACUGUUCCGUAACUGUUCCGUUCGCGUUCAGUAAUAUAAGUGUUGUAACCGCUAGUGUUCAGGAAUACACCACCCCCAGAACCGGAAAACGUGGUUGACCAGAUGAGGGAGGCCAGGGAAAGGGGGAGUGAAGAUGUUCCGCCAAUCUUCAGAACCAAACGAGACUAGGCCGCUUCAAGCCACAUGAGACCACAUGAGAAGUCUGAUUUUAUUAGUGCAUUUUAUGAAUACAUCAUAUCUGUUUCAUACUUGAAAAGCAGUAUAUUAUUAACCAAAGCAUUCUGUUUUAAAGAUUGCAAAAUGAAUCUUUUUGAUAAUGAGCUUUCCUCAUGUUUUCUAUAAGGGAACCUACUAUGUGCUUCUCGUGGGAUGUAGUGUGACUUGCUGCUGGUCGUGGAAAUGUCUGUUGUACUGAUGGGCUGGAAUUCAAUCAAACCUGCAGUGUGGAAAAUGCACUCUCAAGGGAGUGUAAUAAGUGUUAACACAGUUCUAGAAAACAUGCAUUUUCACAUUGUAGGAACAUUUUCCUCGGUGCAAAAUGAAUUGAUGUGUGAAUGGAAUCAUAUGGGGUGAUAGUUUUUAUCUUCCUCAGAACUCCUCAUCUGGUUAUCCUCCCCAUUGGGAUUAUCUUGUCAUUGGUUCUCUUUAACUUCUAUGAAGUUACUUUCCCUUUUUUUUUUUCUCUCGCGAUUUGGUUAAGGGGCUGUGGACUACCUGGUCCGUUAUUGGAGGGGAAGUGAGAAAUGGAUUAAUAUGCAAAAAAAAUGUAUCAUCUUUGUCUUAAUACAUGUAGAAAGUGGCUGUAGUCUGCCAAACAAUAAUUUCAAUGGUUUGUGCGUCUCAAUCAUCAACGAAAGAAUGGCGAAUUGUCUUUAUAAAAAAAAAUUGGUCAUCUUACGAGCUUACUUUAAAAAAAAUCCUUCUAUUCCAUUUGUUUUUAACCACAUACUAUUAGUUCAUUUUAGAACAAGUCAGGAUCGAGACACAUAUUCAGUGUAUUAGUGGAUUCAAGACCAGAAUCUUGGGCCUCAACCUGGCGAGGUUUAAAGCAAGCAGCCAGAAAGUCUUGCCCCUCAAAGCCUCUGCCCAAAGUCUUACCCAACYUUCAAUUUGAAAACUUUUAGUGCAAACUUUCAUGAUAUUUUUCACAAUAUAGUUUUAUAUAGUAUUAUUAUCAUCAUUAUCAUUACAUUAUUUUUGCUUUCCCUGUCCUGGAAAUUGUUGGCGCUCGUUAAGGAGCGCUCUGCCUUUUGUAAACAAUCCUCAUGAUUGGCCAUCGAAAAGAGUUGUUCUGAAAUGCAAAAAGGUGGGUCCUAGUGCUAAAACGGUUAACGAUAAGGAUAGAGGUGACGCAUCAGGGUUCAUAGUUUGGGGGGGGGGGGGAAUACAGCUUUUUGUCUGG